CUUGAAGACACAUUCUCCCAUCUAAGAUGGCGUCACACGUGGAGCAGGAGGAUGCAGCCGAUCAAGUAGAAGAGAAAUCAACUUUCAAAGACCUGGUGAGCAGCCGUCAGAGAGCGAAUGAAGGGCUCGGUGUGUUAGGGAUAUAAAGUAGGGAAAGGGACCUUUUAUUCUUUCAUCAUUUGUGAAAAGCUUGUUUGAAAGUUCCAUCACACAGGCAGUCUGCUGUAAAUUACUAUACAGUGUAUGUGUGUAUAUAUAUAUAAUUUUAUUAUUUAUGUAGCGCCAUCAGAUUACAAAGGGUAUAUAUCGAUUUUAGAAGGUCACAUCGGUUCAUUGAGCAUCAUUGAUAAAUGAAAAACAUGUCGUGCCUUCACCUGUAGAAUAGGUAGUUGAUUACAAACAUACAAUGUUUUACUUGUUCCUGUUCCCUUAUAAUCUGCUCGUUUAAAUGGUUAUGCCAACCACCAAUACUACCUGCUUUAAAAAGUGGUCAUGGUGGUAGGAGUCUGAAAAACAUGCGCAUCCAGAGAUAUUUCCAGUUUUGUGACAGGGGAACUCCCCCCUGCAAUGUGUGACUUGUGCAGCCUGCCUAAUGUUAAAACUGUGCAAAAGUGUAACUCUUUCAUCCACGCCCUCAACUUGUUGAGCUUUCUCUUGCUGGGUCAUCAUGGCAGUGUCAAAGCAGAUAUUUAGUUCAUCCAUGGAUACAUAGAAAAAUACCCAAAGGUAAUCUACAAUACAACAAUAAUAGAGAAAACCAUAGUGCAAUAAUGUUGUAACAAUUCUGAGUGAAUAAUUGAAUAAAUCACACUCUUUAUUUGAUGUGCCUUUUUGCCACUUUCAUCCUGUAAGUGUGCCUUUCUAUUAAAGUGUCAUUUUUUUUUGCUAAGAUACUCUGCACUAUUAUUUAAUUUUUUUUCCUUCUAUAUCUGCCAUGAUGUUUCACAAGUCCUGAGGCUUCCAUAAUUUUAUGAUAUGCCUUCAAUCAAUUUUGGUUUGUGAGUGUGACUUAUCCAAUUAUUCACUCACAAUUGUUACAACAUUAUUGCUAGAGAUGUCGCGAACUUCCCGUGAACCGUUCGUGGCGAGCUCCGGUCAGCUGACACAUCCCGGCCAAUCUCCAGCAGACCCUCCCACCUCCUGGACAGCAUCCAUGUUGAAUCUGCCGGGAAGUUCGCCAACGGUUCGCGACAUCACUAAUUAUUGCAUUGUGGUUUUCUCGAUUAUUGUAGAUUACCUUUGAGUAUUUUUCUGUAUUGCUUUGAGGGCUGAGAGGAAUCCUUAUCUACAAUAUCUACAUUAUAAGGGUAAUUGUUGUGAUUUGUUUUUUACCUAUUGCCCACUGAGUGUGUGUUCUAUCCACCAAUAGGUGUAUCUGUGUGUGUGUGUGUAUGUGUAUAUAUAUAUAUAUAUAUAUAUAUUAUUUUUUUUAUUUUUUUUUGGUUAUCCAUGGAUACAUGAUGACUUGCUUUAAAGGGUUACUGCAAGACUCAAAGAACCAUGACCAAUUUAGUGCUUGGCAGUUUUCAUGGUAUAUGUGUAGCUUUUGCUGUAAAAUUAUUUAUAUAGCGCUGUACAAUGCUGCACAUACAGAGUUUAACCUCUCUUGUGUUGUGCUGAAGCUAUAUUUCCACCUCUGACCGCAUCACUGGGAUGUUAUGAGCUAGCCAGGGACUAGAGUUCAGGGCCGGUUAAUGUCAUGAGAACGGUCAGCUGACAUUCUUUGCUUAUGAAUGUCAGUGGCCGCUGCUUCUGUGGUCUGCAGAACCCAAAGAGUGUCACCAGAUUACCAAGGAGCCUUGCAAAACUGUUUGACCAAUUUCCAGGGAAUCUGGCCAGGGAACUGUGGUGAAAAGGUCCAUGAACAUAUUUGAAUGUGAUUGGCCAAUCCUUUGGUAAUUGGAACAUACAUGCAGAUCACUUAUUUAUGUCCAGAUUUUUACAAUACAAUGACUGCUAUAUUUCAUGUUCAUUUGUGCUUAGGGGGUAGUCGAUGUCUUGUGUGAAGCCUGUGAACAGCUGGGAUGGAAACAGCCAACCAAGAUCCAGAUUGAAACUAUUCCUGUUGCCCUGCAAGGUGAGGAAUAGGAUAUUUAUUUUAAUAUUUACAUCUGGUUCUCUUGUAAUAACGUGAGCACUAUCAGUGUACAAUACCCAUGCUGUCUGCUGUUCGCGGAAAAUGUAUUGAACAAUCGGUCGGUUGCAUCUAUAUAAGAUAAUGCACGGUAAAUGACUUAUCCUCAUCAUGCAGAAGUGACUGUUACUUGUUUCUACUUAUCGGUAAACGCUAUUGCAGUGUUAAGCAAGAUGAAUGGUGCAAUGGAAGUUAUUAAAAAUAACUUUGCCAUUAUGUUAUGCCUCGGGUACACUUGGCAUUUUCUUCAGUGUGAACUGUUAAUUUAUGAUGAAGCAUGUAACUGAGAAUAAACAAAUCUGUAAACAUAGAGGAUGUUUCUUUGUUUACAAUUGUGUGGAAUUGAAAAAAAAAAAAAAAAUGUCCAAGGUACUAAAGUGGUAGCCCAAUCUACUUGGUCUGAUACAAAAUAAUAUAAAUAACAAAGAUCGGAGGCACUUGCCUAGACCCGUGGACAUUGACAGGGCUGUUUGCUAAACUCAUUUUUACAAAUUGAAUCUAUUUGAAAAAUAAAAUAGGGGCAAAAACCGUUGAACACUACAUCAAACCAACAUACUGUACAUCCCAAUUUCAUAUUACCAGCAGCUUUAAUCCUGCAGUCGGUCUGCAGUUGUCUCCUUGACUUAUCUUUCCUCAUUGCACAGAUCUCCGACCUCCGGGAUAUGAUGUCAUGUUGUAUCCCAGCGGCCAUUAACUAUGUGCAUUGCUUGGAGCGUUUGCUGCUCCUCGCACUUUCCCAUGCCCUGAGUUUACUGCUGCUCCAUCUGGCUUUAGGCACAGCAGACAGUCGUUCAACCGCUUCAGUACUACAUCCAUACACCCCCCCUUGCAGCAGAGCUAAAAGAAUCGAAAAACAAUUUGAUCUACUCCUGGAACUGUAUUUUCCUGACAUAUGGUGGCAGUACAAUAGGGAUGUACUCUUCCCUCGGGAAAAGCAUCUGAACUAAUUAACAAAAAAAGUUUCUCCCCUUACCAGGUAUAAGAGACCAAACCAGCCCUGGGACCUCAGUUCUCUUUCUUGUUCCAUCAGGAACGGACGGCAUCUGGAAUGAGAUGGUGAGGCACAUGGGUUGCUGCCAGGGGGAUCCUGUCUGAUAGCCUCCCGGGUGGAGAGCUGAAUGGCCAGCAAGCAUCCUGCAGGAUUACGGAGCAGGUAUGGUAAGCCUGCUUUAUGCCAAGUGCAGUUACCGGCGAAGCAGGGAGGCGGUUUCUAGUGGCAGCACUAGACAAGGCUGCCCGUCAGACACAUGCGCACGACGGUGGAACGCACGCCCGGGCGGUUAUGCGUUCCGACCGCGCUAUGCGCAUCUGAACUCCACCCGAAAUGGAGAUAUAAACAGAUCUUACUGUCAGCAUGGAGCUCGGCAGUGAAGGUCUCCCGUGUAACCAGCUCCCCCCCCCACGGGUCAGAAGUUUUAGAGAUAAAGAUUCUUUAGGUCUCUAAUCUUUAAAACUCUCUAUAUUUUUAUUGUUUCUAUAAAUGUGGUUUAUUUGCUUAUCUAUUGCAGAUAUGACUAGUUCUGUCGCUACUGAUAAUAUGGAUAAAGACCAAGUACCUGCACCUGCUUCUAAAAAAAAAAAAAGCCAGUUCCAAAGCUAAACAUCUCUGUUGUAGUGAAUGCUCCACUCCUUUACCAGAUGGUUUUAAAAGGAAAGUCUGUAAUAUUUGCUCUUCUUUGACACUAGAAAAACUAAGCAACAAGAGAUGAAAUCUUUUUUGUCUUGGUUUCAGGAUAAUCUGUCCCAGUCCUUUGAGUCUUUUAAAGAGCCUGCACACACUUCUCUUGUAAAAGCUACUAAACAGAAGUCUAAAAGGAAGAGAACACCGUAUAGUUCAGAACUAUCCUCGGGUGAAUGUUCUUUUUCUCAUUCAGAAUCCUCUAGCGACUCUUCUGUUACUGAGGUUAGUUUUCCUCAUGAUGAAUUGAGAAAAUUUAUUAAAGAGGUUAAUGUUUUCCUUUCUGAUGAAACAGUUGUAAAAUCCAAGGGUAAAGCACUUCCAGUCCAACAAAAAAUGCUGGAUUUGAUAUACAGAGAAUGGAAGAACCCUGAGAAAAGGGCUUUUAUCAACAGACAUUUUAAAAGUAUUGUUAAAAUGGAAGAGGAAGAUAAAUGGGAAAAAUUGCUGGUAGUUGAUGUAUAAGUGGCUCAAUUGUCUAAAAAAAAAACUACCAUACAUAUUGGUGAAGUUUCUGGUCUGAAAGACCCUAUGCAUAAGAGGGCUGAAACUUCCAGCAGAAGGGCUUAUCAGGCUAAAGCAGCAUUAGCCGGGGCUUCAGUGGUGAUAGCCCAGAAUCUUUGGCUUAACACUUUGGAAGAUGGUCUGGAUGAUAACAAAGACAAGGGCCUUUCCCUCCUGUUCCAAAAUUUAAGGUUGUCUAAUGGGUACCUUAUGGAUAUUAUCACGGAGGUGAUUAAGCUUUCGGCUCGUGUCAUGGGUUUGACAUCUGUGGCCCGAAGAGCACUGUGGCUUAAGGCCUGGACAGCAGACACGGUAUCAAAAUCUGCAUUAUGUGAACUGCCGUUGGAGAAGAAAAAGUUGUUUGGUUCUCCUUUAGAAGAGUUAAUCCGACAGAUGUCGGAUACCAAGAAGGCCCUGCCUCAAGACAGGAAAUAUGCCUGGAAACCCAGGUAUAUAAAUUUCCAGUUCAAAAACCGUAGGAGCUUUCAAGAAAAACCCAGGUUUUUUUCGUCAACAAAGGAAAGAUCCAAGAUUUGACACACAAAAAGACAAGAAGUCUGACAGAAACAAACGUUUCUGACGCCAUCAGAGUGGGCGGAGGGUUGCAAGGUUUUGUUCACAUAUGGUGGGAGACCACUAUAAAUCCAUGGAUUCUGAAUCUGGUGCAAAAAGGAUACCGAAUGAAAUUCUUAGAUGUUCCAAGACCAAGUUUUCUUGUCUCCUCAUACCGGUCGAAGUUAAAAAACAAGCCCUUUUUUCUGCCACGGUCUCCCCAUUAAGUAAAGGUGUGGUAGAAAGAAUUCCAACUUCCCAAGUAUAUCAGGGUGUAUACUCCCGGUUGUUCUAAAAAACCUUAACAAGCUGAUUCCUUACCAACAUUUCAGAAUGGAGACUAUAGCAUCUGUCACUCAUAUCCUUCGAAAAGGAGAUUUCAUGGCAACUUUCGAUCUAAAGGAUGCCUACCUGCAUAUUCCUAUGGAUGUGAAAUCAAGAAAAUACCUGAGGUUUGCUAUAAGGAAAGGGAAAAAUGUCCAUUUCUAAUUCAGAGCCCUUCCAUUCGGGCUAGCUUCAGCACCCAGGAUUUUUACAAAGGGCCUCACACCUGUCACAGCUUUUUUGAGGAUGCAAGGAAUCACAGUAGUACCUUACUUGGACAACUGGUUAAUAAAGGCAGACUCAAGAGGCGCUCUAGAAUCAGAUGUGGCCUAUACACUAGAAAUCCUGGAAGAACAUGGUUGGAUUAUUGUAACGGACCGUUUUGCACACAAGGGGUAAAAACUGUUUAGGCGAUCGGCCCCCUUUCCAGAGAUACAGGCACAGCUACUGCAGAACACCAAAACUCACGAACUGGAUACAAAAUAGCACUCCAACUCCCGAACUGGAACCUCACGAAUAGCUGCCAGCAGACGAACAGGAAAAGCUCCCAAGCGGCUUACACUCCUGGCAAUCAGUCUCCAACAGCAUACAGUGAAUCCCCCCAAGAACAAGACAAGGCUCCGUGUUGAGGGUCAAGCAGUGGUCUGAGGUGCUGGCACACCCAGCCUGGUUUUUAUUACAGUCUUGCAAAUACAGGACCGCCCACAGGGAGGUAUAAAACAACCAAUCACAUCACAGUUACAUCCCACAUAUUCCCUCCCCUUAUCCUGAGAGGAAACUCAAUUAUACAUACAGAUAAAACAUACUUUCUACCCAACUUUCAUAACUCUAAAACCAUACAUCACAUUCACAUAAAAUUACAUAUGCACAAUCAAUCCAUUCAGGGGAACAACAUAUUCAAAAAUGGCACAAAUCAGACAAGGGGUUCAAAGGUUAGUAAAAAGUCCUUUGUGACUAAAUGAAGCAUGGCUUUCUGGCCCAAACCAGUUUCAGAGUCUUCUAUCCUGGAGAUAAGUAAUUCAAUUAUCUCCCAGGAUAGACACAAGACUCCAUUAAGCACAUGGUUGCAAAAAGACACAAAACACUUUAAAAUACAUAGUCACAUUUAUACAUAAAACACAGACAUUUCACAUAUCCCCAGAUAGCUGGGAUCUGAGUGCACAUUAUUAAGUGAAUGGCGCUCAGACCACACGAAUACAGUUUAAUCGCCAUGGAGCCAAAGUCUUUACAGUCAGUUUCAUACAAAUGGGCUCCAUGGGAUUCCUAUCUGGGGUAUAAAACAUUCAAACAAAUCUACUGAACCCCAGGCAGAAAAGCACGAAUACAGCUUUUCUGCAGGCAAAAAUAAAGUCUUUUAAAAGGGGGCCAUAGUCCAAAGGCAGCAGGCGAGCAACCAGGCUUCUCCAAUGCAAUGUGGCGAGAUUGGUCUCGUCACAAUUAUCAACCUAGAAAAAUCACACCUUACCCCUACAAGGUCUGUCCUGUUUCUAGGGUUUUUGAUCAAGUCAGACACUCUGUUGGUUCAUCUGAAAAGCGAAAAAGGAUAAAGAUUUUAAUUAAAAAACCUUCUUUGGAUUUCAGAAUGUUCGGUGAGGAAAGCCAUGCAGGUUUUAGGUCAUCUGACCUCUACAAUCCCGGCAGUAAAAUGGGCCAGAGCAAAAUCAAGUCCCUUAGUGGGUAAUUCUUGUCCAAUGAAGGAAGAAGACUUGGAUGCAUUAAUGAGUAUAUCAGACCAUACAAAAAAAAAAACUCUCUUGGUGGCUAGAGGAAAAAUUCAUUACAGAAGGCCUGUCUUUUCGUCAAAAAUCUUGGAUCGUGAUUUCUACAGACGCUUCAAACACAGGUUGGGGAGCUCACCUCCUGUAUCACUUAAGACAAGGUGUUUGGUCGAAAAAGGAAACCAAGGAAUCUUCAAAUUUCAAGGAGUUGUUGGCAGUACUCAACGCUCUUCAGCAGUUCAAGGAUUUUUAGUGUAGGAAAAGCUGUAAAAAUACAGUCGGAUAAUCAGACUUCAGUCUCCUACCUGAACAAACAAGAGUAAAAAAAUUGUAUUUCCUUUGCUCACGGAUUAUGUCAUGGGCUCAAAGUCAUCUAGACAAAUAGAAAAAUCCCAGGCACUCACUGUGAUUGUUUCCAGGCAGAUUUUAUUGCAACGUUUCGACCUGUUAAGGUCUUUAUCAAGCUAGCUCCUUUUUUUUUUUUUCUCUCCUCCAAGGUUAUCAACCAACCUACUUUUCUUCCUUCCUUUAAUGGUCCAUCUAUUCCAGAUUGGGAAUUUGAUUGGAGCCAACUAGAUGUUGGUAGGUCUCUGAAAAUCUACUUGGACCGCUCCUCUGCGUAUUGGAUGACUAGCUAGCUUGAUAAAGACCUUAACAGGUCGAAACGUUACAAUAAAUCUGCCUGGAAACAAUCACAGUGAGUGCCUGGGAUUUUUCUAUUUGUUCCUAUUUCCUUGGGGUUUUUUGCUGACCCAUGCUAAGUAGCACCCUGUGUUGAAUUGUUGUGACUGAGUGCGACCCUACCCUUUUUUCCUAUUACAAAGUCAUCUAUACGACAUUUCCGCCAUUCACAUUCGAGGGGUAGACAACAUGGUAGCGGACGAUUUAAGCAGAUCAAAAUUGUCCCAGAACAAGUGGUCUCUCAAUCCAGAAAUUUUCGCUCAUCUGGUGAAGAGAUUUGGUCUUCCAAUCAUAGACCUUAUGGCAAGAAGAUCAAAUGCAAAAGUGAAAUCGUUUGCCUCCCUCUUAAAGGCAGACAGGCCACUGGUAAUGGAUGGUCUUUCGAUCUGGUGGGAUUUUUCCCCCAGUAAGCCUUGUCCCAAGGAUUCUGCAAAAGGUAACAUGAGAUCAAGCUCAUAUUCUGGCCAUAAUACCGUACUGGCCAAACUGCAGCUGGUUCUCAGUUUGAAAGAAGAUGGCUUUAAAGUACUGGAUUCUCCUGGUAACACCGGAUCUUCUGGAAAACAAGGGAAUUCCAGUAGAAGUAUUGAACAUGUUCUGGUUGACAGCUUGGCUGCUGCAUGGCUAAUUCUGCAUAAUAGGGGCAUUAAAGAAGAGAGGUUUCAGUUACUGUUAAAUUCUACCAGGAACUCUACCUCUUCUAUCUACUUAAAGAUAUGGACGAGAUUUCUUCACUGAUGCAUAUAUCAUCGUUGAAUAGGAUCCUCUCCUUCUACUGAUACUAUCCUUCAUUUUUUUGCAAGACGGUCUUGCUCAAGGUUUUAGUCUGUCUACCCUCUAAGUCCAAGUUUCCGCUCUGUCAUGUUUUGAUAAAAAAAUUGGGCUUCUGAUCCUCUCAUUAGGAGAUUUUUAUUUUUUUAUUUUUUUAAAGCUGUAAGACUUGUAAAGCCUCCUAAGAAAAUCUGUUUUCCCUCUUGGGAUUUGUCUUUAGUUUUGAGAUCUCUGUGUACUCAGCCUUUCGAACCUUUGGAAGAAGCUUCAUUGAAGAAUCUGUCCCUGAAGACCGUGUUUUUGGUGGCCAUUACUUUGGCUAAGAGGAUAGGGGAACUCCAGGCACUUUCUUCCUCUCCUGACUUUACAAAAUUUCUUCCGGAUAAAGUGGUUAUGUACCCUAAGCCUUCCUUUCUUCUGAAAGUCAUCUCCUCCAAGGUUAUCAACCAACCUACUUUUCUUCCUUCCUUUAAUGGUCCAUCUAUGCCAGAUUGGGAAUUUGAUUGGAGCCAACUAGAUGUUGGUAGGUCUCUGAAAAUCUUCUUGGACCGCUCCUCUGCGUAUAGGAUGACUGAUCAUCUAUUCGUGAAUUUCUUGGAAAAUUUAAAGGCCAUGUUGCCUCCAAGGCCACUUUGGCAAGAUGGCUGGUGGAUAGUAUUGAAUUGGCUUAUUCUACCUCGAAUCUACCUCUGCCUGCCUCCUUGAAAGCACAUUCUACUAGAGCCAUGGCUGCCUCUCCGGAAGACAGAUGCAAGGCGGCUACCUGGUCUUCUUUCAACACUUUUGUCAAACAUUACAGGCUAGACGUAUUCUCUGCGUCUGACGCUGAUUUGGGCACAAGGUGUUACAAGCUGCUAUUGCCUAAAUUCCCGCCUUGAGUCUGGGAUCUCGAUAUAUCCCUAUUGUACUGCCACCAUAUGUUAGGAAAAACUGUAAUUUUACUCACCGUAAAUUCCUUUUUCCUUAAUAUGGUGGCAGUACAUCAAUCCCUCCCUGUGUGUGUAUAUAUAUAUAUAUAUAUAUAUAUAAUUUUUUGUGUGUUCUAUGGAUUCACUGAGGUGUUCUUGGUACGUACUGAGGUCCCAGGGCUGGUGUAGUCUCUUAUAUCUGGUAUGGGGAGGAACUUUUUAUGUUAAUUAUUUCAGAUGCUUGCCCCAAGGGAAGAGUACAUCCCUAUUGUACUGCCACCAUAUUAAGGAAAAAGGAAUUUACGUUGAGUAAAAUUAGUUUUCUCAGUCGUCGGAGGUUAUAAAUUCCACAUCCCUGGUCUAAUAUUUUUAAUGUUUUAGUCUGCGUAUAUAGAACAUCCGAAACAUAAAUAUGUAAAUUGGGUACGUUUGAGAUGUAAACUAUUUUGUUCUUUAAUCUCAGUAGGGCUAUUAAUGUUAUAUGUUGAAGUAGUUUUACCAAACCUCAGUCUAUAAAAUAUAAUAAAAGCUUUCCAGUUUGCAGCAUUCUAAAUUUAUACACAGUGGUUUGUGUUUUCCAUUAUCACCAAUUUCUCCCUAUAGUAUCUAGUACUGAUAAAUUGCUUGGUAGAGUUUUUGACCAUCUUUCCACUUACAGAAUGUGUUGGCUUUUAUACUCUUGUAGCUUUUUUUUUUUUUUUUUAACUUAUUUGGCAAUUUCCAUCCUUUUAGGAAAAGACAUAAUUGGUCUCGCUGAAACUGGCUCUGGAAAGACUGGUGCCUUUGCUAUUCCAAUUCUUCAGUCUUUGCUUGAAAGUCCCCAACGGCUUUAUGCUUUGGUUCUCACCCCCACCAGAGAAUUGGCUUUUCAGAUUUCAGAACAGUUUGAAGCUCUUGGCUCUUCAAUUGGUGUCAAAAGUGGUAUGUGAACAUUUUCUUUUUCAUUUUAUUUAGCAGACUUUUUUUGAAUAUUUUGUUAUCAUGUUAAUUUUAUACAAUUUGCUAUAUGUUGUAUGUCUAGACCUAACAGGUACUGUGCAUUUAGAAAGUCUUGACACCCCUUCAUUUUUUCAACAAUCUAAACUCAAUACCUCGUAAGUACAAAGCAAAAACAAAAUUUUAUAAACCAAAUAUAUUAAGCAGAAAAAAAAAAAUCGAGGUAUCAAGUUGACAUAAGUAUUCAGAGCACCGACUCAACACAUACUUGAAGCACCUUUGGUAGCGAAUACAGCCUAAGGUCUAAUUUGUAAUGGUGCUAAAGGCUUUACACCCAUGUGUGUGGGUAAUCUCUGCAGAUUUUCUCAAACUCUGUCACAUUGGAUGGGGACUGUCUGUGGACAGUCAUUUUCUGUUUUUCUCCAGAGAUAUUGAAUUGGGUUCAAGACAGGACUCUGGCUUGGCUGCUCAAGCACAUUCACAAAGUUGUACCUAAGCCACUCUUGCAUAGCCUUGGCUGUGUGCUUAGGGUAAUUGUCCUAUUGGAACAUAUUUUAGGAGAACUCUUUUUUUAACAUCCAGGUAAUGGAAACAAGAUUCUUUGGCAGAAAGUAGGCAGAAUAAUAUCAUGGUUUUACCGUAGAAUCACAAAGUACCUUUGAACAGUUGUUUGAUAGGAAUGUGUAAGUCAGAUCUAGUCUCUGUUUAGAACAAAGUAGAAAGAAUUAGUCUUUCUGAAAUUCUUUUAUUGAGGGGGUGGAGGGGGGAGAAGAUUCCCAAAGGAAUACACCAACUACACAAUUUAUACCAUAUAACCUCAUAAAUCAUAGAUGUAGAAGACUGGCUGUCUUGAAAAAAUAUAUUGAUGACUUCUUCAUCCAAAAUCUUUGAGUUCAAGUACUAGUCUCUCAGCACACAUGCUGUAAUCUUGAAGGUUUUUAAUACUUCUGGUGAGAUUCUCUGAUUUUUUUAAAGCAGAUGAUCUUAUGAACCAGUGAGCUUUUACUAGUGACCAGAGAAACUUAUAUGGAAUGUAGAAGGUAUUUGAAAAAAUCCAGUUGGUCCAGCCUGAUGUGGACUGCUGAUAUGGCUGACACAUGAACUCCUGCCCAAUAUGUGAUAUUUCUAAAAAGAGUUAUGAUAAUGGAAUUCUCAUGACUCCCUGCUGAUGCUGUAUGCCACUACUGUGUGAUUGCACUGCAUGAUUUUCUAAAAUCGACUGGAAAUGUAUAAAUUUUAAAGGACCACUAUAGGCACCCAGACAACUUCAGCUUAAUGAAGUGGUCUGGGUGCCAGGUCCAGCUAGGGUUAACCCUUUUUUCUAUAAACAUAGCAGUUUCAGAGAAUAUAUUAGGGUUAAUCCAGCCUCUAGUGGCUGUCUCAUUGACAGCCGCUAGAGGCAUUUCCGUGCUUCUCACUGUUAAAAUCACAGGGAGAAGACGCCAGCGUCCAUAGGAAAGCAUUGUGAAUGCUUUCCUACGAGACUGGCUGAAUGCGCGCGUGGCUCGUGCCGCGCAUGCGCAUUCAGCCGAGGAGAGGAGGGGGAGAGCUCCCCGCCCAGCGCUGGAGAAAGAGGUAAGUUUAACCCCUUCUGCCCCCUAGAGCACGGCGGGAGGGGGACCCUGAGGGGGGGCACCCUCAGGGCACUAUAGUGGUCCUUUAAGCGCUGUAUUAAACUGUCUACUUUAGCACAAAAAAAAAUUCCCUUCCUUGGCAUCAGAUGGGUCUUUUUGUUCAGUCUAUAAGUCCUAAAUAUCAGAUGUUUCACAUUUUGUAAGCAACCAAAGGGACUGUAGGAAUAAUAUAGCAACUAUGGUGUAUUUGUUCAGUUAUUCUGCUGGUCCCACUUUAGUAACCAAUCAUCUAGAUAUGGAACAACUGGGGGUUGUUUUUGUUUGUUUUUUUGCUUCACCACUAUAUUGAGUAUAGAUUAAUGUGAAUACAUAUUUAAACAAUUGUGGCAUAAUGCUGCAAAAUAAAAUGUUAAAAAAUAAAUGUACUGUGUGUGUAUUUGUAUACUGUAUAUCACUUAUUUAUUUAGUCCUAUUCUACUAGCCAGGCCUUGAAGCCUGUUGCUUCAGAACAUGUUCCCCUUGAGGUUUUCCCCAACCUACCUAAUAUGCUCUCUCUAUCCAUUAUGCUCUUUAAUAAUGUCCAAUUAUGUCUUCUCUUAUAUUUCAGCUGUGAUUGUAGGGGGCAUUGAUAUGAUGUCACAGGCAUUAACACUGGCAAAAAAGCCACAUGUUAUAAUUGGUAAGUUUCUUUUUUAAGGUGUUUAAUGCAGAAUUCUAAUAAAUAUAACUGCAAAUCACAAUAAAUGAAUACACUCUGUUAAUGACUUCAUAUUAAAUCGAGAAGGAUUUGUUUAGACUUCGAUUUUAUUAACACUUGCUGUUAGCCAUUAUUAAAUCAAUUAUAGGUAGAGGCGUUACCGGUCUAAAUAUGUGUAAUGCUCAUACAGUGUCUUUCUGCAUUUUGUGUUUACAUUUUAUGAAGAGCACAUCUCAUCUUAUAUGAAAUGUUUUGUAACCUUGUAUAAUGGUGAACAAACGUGGUUUGGAAAACUACUCUGCUUUGCCAGUGCAGAGUACCGUAAAAUUGGUACAAUUAUAAAUACUUGGUGUGCUGUGCCAUCUUGUGUCAUAACAAAUAUCAUGUGGUAUGGCAGCAAUAUUGGUUUACAUGACCAAUUGUGAAAACUCCUCAAAUAAAUUUAUUAAAAAUAUAUAUGUUACUAUUUAACACUCUACCGCAAUAUCUGCUUAGGUGCUAUAACCCGGCUCUUUUUUUCUUUGCAAUCUCGAUUGCUGCUUGCAGCUAUAGCUUUCUUUUUUUUUUUUCUUCAGCUACAUGUUACAUUUUCACUAUGAGUUUAAUUUACGCUGAUUCAUCCAACUACUUUUAAAACCUCCCAAAUUGUAUUCAACUAAAUGGUGUCUGAGAUUCCAAUAAAUAAUCAAAGGAUGAACCACCCUCCAGAAAGUAAUAAAACAUAACUUUUAAUCCAUCUUACAUGUAAUGCAUUGUUUUGAACUGUGAUUGAUGCACAAAAAUCUCUAUGUACUGCUCAGUCACAUGUCACAUUAUAUAUACUUCUACUUGCAAGAGACACAAAGGAUUUGCAUAUACUUUUCAAAACUUAUAAAGAAGUUAUGCACCAUACUAAAAUUAAAAAAAAUCUGCUUUGGAAUUGUAGUUUAUUUUCAAUAAGCAAUUGACGUAUAUUGGCUAUUAAUAUUAACAUAUUGGUUUGUUUAUUCAUAUUGGUUCUCUUUUACCUGUAUAAAUUUUGUUAGAGCAGCUAGCAGCCUCUUGCACUGGGUAAUGUUUAUGUACUUGUAUUAUUAAUUUUGAAUAUAGAUUUUACUAAGACAAUCCUUAGAGGGUUGUUUUUUUUUUUUUUGUUUGUUUUUUUUUUUUUAAGUAUGGUUGUAUUCAUGCAGUGUCUUCUAUCUUCCUAGCCACACCAGGGCGUCUUAUUGAUCACCUGGAGAAUACAAAGGGCUUUAAUCUGAAAGCACUGAAGUAUCUGGUGAUGGAUGAAGCUGACCGCAUUCUCAAUAUGGAUUUUGAAACCGAGGUGUGUAGCAAAAUUGACUUCUUUGUUGUCAGUAAACAAAUUCCUAGAACACUUGAAGUAUUGACUACCAGAAAUUUUAUUUGCACAAUCCUUUUAGGGUUGUUUUUAAUUCCAUGUAUAGAUUUUCAUUAAGGAAUUUACAAAAGCAGACAUUUCUGAAAAUGAGGGCAAAUGUAUGCUCAUGAUAUCAUGUAGGGAAGAGUGACAUGUAUUUUAGGCAAUUCUCCGUAGUGAAAUACAUUUCCAAAAGCCUAAAACAAAUUGCCUUUUUCAUGUUGCAUGAAUAUCACUCUUCAUAACAAACCUUUUGGAAGUGUGCACCUGUAAAAAUACUUUAAUGGGCAGGCUGAUAUAUGUUGGUUGAUAUAUAGUUCUGUGUAUACAUAAUUUGUCACUUCUCAUAUAGUGUUACAUUUAUUUUGUGAUGUUUAUGUUAAUUUUGUCCUGAUGUUAACUACUGUGAAGACUAAAGGGUCUUGAUAUUCCUAGAAAUCUUUUUUACCUUUACAAAUUAUAUGUGGUACUUUCAUUCAGCCUGUGUAUGUGUAAUUGUCACUCAGUGAUUGUAUCUUUUUACAGAUGGACAAAAUUUUAAAAGUUAUUUCCCGAGAUCGGAAAACAUUCCUGUUCUCUGCUACUAUGACAAAAAAGGUAAGAUAGCUAAAUAGAAACUAAUGGUCUUUACAGCAGUAGGACAUCCUAAACAAGAAGGUCACAGCAAAUAGUGCGAUUUGUUUUUAAAAAGUGGGACAAUCACAAAUGGAAAACAGUAGAACCAACAGGCACAUUCCAUUGCUGACUCCUCCCAUUUUACUUUAUUGACCACUUUUGGGAGACCCUUUAAUAAAUCUAGAUGCAAAGUAACUGGAGCGCUAAAAUGGUAUUGAUAAUAAUAUUAUACAAAGUAUGUUGAGCUGUUUAUUCAUAGAAUAUUUAUGCUGCACACUAUUGUAUUUAACACACACACACACACCACAAAAUAGAAUAGGAAAAAAAGUGGAGCAAUAAUUAGGUAAAAGAUCCCAUACCAAAAUUGAAAAAUACAUAUGGUUUACUAAAUCUCCCAGGCAUGUUCCUGGACUGGCCUCUGCCUCUAAACGUAAACCAAAUGCCGCUGUUGACAGCAGUGACUGACAUAAUGUGAGUCAGCCUGCCAGAAGGGAAAAGGACAGUGAGGCAGACACAUAGUUAGUAUUACUAAUACAUGUAUACCUUUCUGGCUUGUAGGCUUGCCUAUUUUAUUCCAUUUUGUUUAAUAGUUUAUUUAAAAAUUUAGUUUGUUUCGUGGUGUAUUUUGUUUUGUACUUUUAACUUUAUGCACAUAACCAUGUGAUGAUUUUAUUUUUCCAGGUACAAAAGCUGGAACGAGCUGCUCUUAAAGACCCAGUAAAAUGUGCCGUUUCUUCCAAAUAUCAAACCGUGGAAAAGCUCCAGCAGUAUUAUAUAUUUAUUCCUUCUAAAUUUAAGGUAUGUGUACAAAUGUAUGUAUUCCAGGUUUUAUUCAUUUUAUGAUCACAUAUCACAAAUGUGCAUAAUGCAAAAACUACAUUCCUGCAAUAAGCAAUUUAUGCCCCGGCCUCACGCAGAAUUUGUGUAACUGCCAAACCAUGGCUGCCUGUUCAAAGCCUGGAGUACAGCUUUGAGAAAUGGGCUGUGUGCAGCGACCUGAAGUCUGUCACUGCUCUUGGCUGUAGCUCUUCUCUCUCCACAGGAGCAACUGCAGCAAUUCUAAGUCACUCUUGACAGAAUGCACUAUGUUGCCUUAGGUAAUCGUUAAAGGACCACUAUAGUGCCAGGAAAACAUACUUGUUUUCCUAGCACUAUAGUGCCCCCACCCUCAGGGUCCCCCUCCCGCCCGGCUAUGGAAAGGGGUUAAAACUUACCUUUUUCCAGCGCUGGGUGGGGAGCUCUCCUCCUCCGAUCCUCCUUCUCUCCUCCCCGUCGGCUGAAUGCGCACGCGCGGCAAGAGCUGCGCGCGCAUUCAGCCGGUCACAUAGGAAAGCAUUCACAAUGCUUUCCUUUGGACGCUGGCGUGCUCUCACUGUGAAAAUCACUGUGAAACAGUCAAACUAAGCUCAUAAAACAGGGGUUUUCUUCACAUUCUGCAUCUGAAGUGCAUAGCACUAUGCCCAAAUAAUGUAUUUAAAGGGCAAGAUCUUCCAGGGACCAAGAGGCUGGUAAUUAGUCCUCUCCAGGCACAAGUGGCGAAGGGCACUUCGUCACAAAUAUUAUUUGCAUUUGUAAAACAGCAGUACAGUUAGACAAAUGGUACUUUUUUUUUGCGGCCGCUCUGCUGUUAACCCUCACAGAACCAUUUGUUUCAAAGUUUUUAUUAACUUUUUGACAGCUGGCUGUGAAUAUUAAUUUGCAGGAAAGCACUCAUGAAUCCUGCCUGAGCAUUUCUGUAGUUCAGCUUUUGCAGACACUUCCCGGACCUGUCUAACUGGUUCUGCUGAAUUGUAACACUUUUGGAGAUAACUGGUAGAUUAAGGCAGGUAGUAAGGCAUGUGCACUACCUCUGUUGUUUCUGUUCCAUAUUUGCUUUGGCAGAUUUGGAGCUUGAUGAAUUACUCUUUCAGUCUACAGAUAGACCUAAUGGUAUCAGUACUGAACAACAAACUGGCUUAAAUGUCCUGCUUUCUAAACAAAAAGGAUCACCAGAAGUCCUGGAUGCUUAUCAUGUGCCUUUGAAUUAUCUGCUUUAUUUUUUCUUGCCUGUGCCAUUGAAUCAAAGAGUUCUCAGGCAAAUUUAAAGUCUGCAGUGCAGUUGAAAUGGCAAACCUUCCCACUUAUGUUCUCCAUAAAUGUUAAUAGCAAGGCAGAGAUCAAUUGUAGGAGGUUGGAGUUCAUUGUUGUAGUGCAGUGCACUGCACUACAUCUUCUAAAAUGAAAAUUUGACUCUGUACAUAAUUUAACAAUGGUCUGCACUCUGAUGGUAAUGGUCUGCACUCUGAUGGUAAUAUAUGCACAUUUAUUAAUAGCAUUAAGUUUAUUCUAUUUUAAAAUUGGUUUUCUCUCCAAUACAAACUCUUUUCUCUACAUAUAAGGAAAUAUGGCUAUAUAUUGGCACUAUAUCUUUGGUAUCCUGAAUUGAUUAAUAAUGAAUAAGAUGACGUGACACUUCACAUUCACCUUACGUUUUUGAUCCUUUUAUUUUCAGGACAGUUAUCUUGUGUAUGUUCUAAAUGAACUAGCUGGAAAUUCUUUCAUGAUCUUCUGCAGCACCUGUAACAACACACAGCGAGUGGCUCUACUGCUGCGCAACUUGGGCUUCACAGCUAUUUCUCUACAUGGGCAAAUGAGUCAGGUAUAACUUUAAUGUUUAUAUUGUUUAAAGGUUGUAUUUGACUCAACCUAAAUUACUGUGUAACUGUUGUUCCUGUAUAGCUGUCUAAUGGCAUUUAAAUUAUAACAGGCUGGGGUUUUACCGCCGUGCUAGAAGGAUUUAAAGUUUUAAUUGAACCAAGAUAAUUUUGCUUCCUUGUAAUGUUGAAUGACUCCUCUCAUAAGUAACUAAACAAUUCAGAAUCAAUUUAUUUUGUAUGUGUGUGUUCUGGAUAACUAUGCAUAAAUAUUUUUUUUACUUUAAAAUACAUAUAUAGGCCAAUCUAAUGACAGUUUGUUGAGGGUUGAAUGAGUUACUGAGCAAUGAAGUCAAAUAUAAGAAGACAAUAUUUUAAAAUGGAUUUUUUGAGUACUUGGCUUUUUAAACUUCUACCUCUGCUUUAUGUCGUCAGGAUAGAAUGCCUUCUUCACUUUGUUUUGGUUAGAACACAAUCUAGUAGUAUUUUUUUGGGGGGAAAUUGUCAACUUUUUUUUUUUUUUUUACUCUUGCGCUAUUAACAGAGCUGGAGAUGAAUUCUACAUUAAAGGAACACUAUAGGAUCAGAAACACAAACAUGUAUUCCUGACCCUAUAAUGUUAAAACCACUAUCUAGCCCCCCUUGAACCCGUCAUGCCUCCCUAAAUAUAGUAAAAUCUUACUUGUAUUCAAGUCUGGAGCUGCUUGAUUUGUUCCGGUUUCUUUUUGACCUGUCUGCUGACAUCAUCAGAAGUGGUAGCAUGAUCCAAUCACAGUGCUUCCCCAUAGGAUUGGCUGAGACUGACAAGGAGGCCAGUCGGGGCAGAGCCAGCACAGUCCAAACACAGCCCUGGUCAAUCUGCAUCUCCUCAUAGAGAUGAAUUGAAUCAAUGAAUCUCUAUGAGGAAAGUUCAGUGUCUGCAUGCAGAGGGAGAAGAUACUGAUAUGUUGUGAUGCAUUUUAGGCAGCCAUGACCCAGGAAGGAUCUCUAACCGCUAUCUGAGGAGUGGCCAGUGAAGUUAUCACUAGGCUGUAAUGUAAACACUGCAUUUUCUCUGAAAAGACAGUGUUUACAGCAAAAAGCCUGAAGGUAAUGAUUCUACUCACCAGAACAAAUUCAAUAAGCUGUAGUUGUUCUGGUGACUAUAGUGUUCCUUUAAUGCAAGAAAUGAGGUGUAAACUUUAGAUCUCACUUUAUGGUAAGUGUUUAGGAAGGUUGUGCAUGUUACUUGCAGGGAGUUGUGAAGAGGGCUUCAAAAACAAUGAUUUAAUUCCUAAAUGUCCAAGAAUAGAUCAAUGACGACUGCAGUGGCAUGAUCAAUACACUAAAAUCAUCCCAUAAAGCUAAAAUUGUUUUGGUGUCUAUAGUGUCCCUUUUUACUUUUUUAAUUGAAUUCUCAAAAUCAGUGUAAUUUAAAUUUUUUUCCUCCCUCAUGUCACAGAACAAGCGACUUGGCGCUUUGAAUAAGUUCAAGGCAAAAUCUCGGUCCAUCCUCUUGGCAACAGAUGUUGCGAGCCGUGGUCUUGACAUUCCACAUGUAGACGUUGUAAUGAACUUUGAUAUUCCUACCCAUUCAAAGGUGAGCUAGUUAAUUAUAAGGUUUGUGUAUUCAUUAAUAUUAAACUUGUUAAUUUAUGAAAUGACCAGAGAAUUACUGUACCGAUCAUUGCAUUAAUCAGACAUGACAAGAUGUUGGUUUUCAGAAAGUAAUCACCAAAUGGUUAACUCAUGCAAUUUAAGAAAAAGCUCUAAAAAUACAAAAGUGCUCUGUGCUCAAGGCGCUUAUGAAUACAAUAAAGUGAAACAAAGUGUAUUAUAGUUAUAUACAAUAAAGUCCAACAAAGUGAAUGUUUUAUUGUAAGCAGCUAAACCACUAUAUACGUACUCUCCACUCUAAUUUUAUUUAAAAAAAAAAAAAAAAAACCUGCCUUCUUGACUUGCAGUUCUGGGCACAUUUAUAAGCCACUAAUACCUGUUGUUUUCUGGUAUAUUCUGAUGUUUCCUGACCACCCCUUGAUAUCAUUAUUUCCCUAUAAUGCAUGUGUUACUAUACUGUAUUCAGAGCUCUCUCUCAUAACUUCAUCACUUUAGUUAUGCCUGGUGCUGGGGAGGCAAAGGUGUGUUCAUGGAAAACACAAAUGGGUUUGAAGUCACUGUAUUUGUAAUGUUGGGAAAGCAAUUUAAAGCCGUUUUAGCAUAGUAAGACAACAAAUGAAAACAUUCCAUGUUGCUGUUUGCCUUCACUUUAGCUCUGUGCAUUUUAAGGUAGGAUUUACGGUUCUUUCCUUCUGAAAUGCUUCUUUCGCUCGAAGGCUGGUCCUGUAGUUAGUUUUCUCUCUGUCUAAUAAUGUCUUAACAACCUAGAUAGAAAACUAUUGUUUGAAAUUGAGUUUUAUUUAUUCCAAAGUUAGCAAAGGCCACCCCUCACAAGGGAGGAGACGGUAAACCUUUGUGUAUGUCCAAACACUUUGUUUCACAAGUUUAAAUUCAUUUACAUGAUGUCUUAGAAAUGGGGGGAAAAAUACUCAAAACAUUACAAUCCUUGCUCUAAAGAAGCCUCUGAUGCUAUCAAGAGAGUGGAUAUGUCGUCUUUUGGACUGAAAUCUCCUAGUUGUCUAAUUUGCUAAAUGUUUACAAUAAAAACAAAAUGUGCCAGAUGUCCUUCAGAGUCUGAUUCAUGCAGAGGCACUUUUUCAACAAGUCUCUCUCAGGAUUAUCUUAAUUUUCAGAAGACAACUGUUUCCAUUUGAGAGCCUUCAUAAAGUAAGAUGUUUCUUUGAUAAUUGAAGAAGAGAAAUGUUCUUACAAAUUGUUUGGUUUUUCACCUUCCCAACUAUGAAUACUGUAGCGGGAGAGUUGCAAAUGCUGAAAAUAGAGGACUUUCGUCACAGACCAGUGUAAAUGCUUCUGUCAAAGAUGAGAAACCAUUGAAAGAAGUCCCUAAGAUUUGAAAAGGAUUUUUAGAAAAAAUCCAUGUCCAUGGUUUCCCUUUUUAGUGCAUCGGUUGAUAGAAAUUCUGUGUGACUCCAUGUCUGAAAGCUUCGUUAUCUGGAGGAUUAGUGGUGUUGGCCACAGUGGGCAGAUUAACAGUAGUCUGGUUAAAUUUCUGGUCAGCUAAUACUCCCGUAUCCACUCUCUGGCCAUCAUGGGAUAAAUUAUUAAAAUCUAUAGCCAAAGAGAAAAAGGCCCCCUGGUGCAUUUUUUUUUCUAUCCUAACAAAAUGCAGUUUUAAAUUAGAUCAACUUUGAGUUAGCCAUUUCGUAGAAGAUAUUCUUACUUUGGAGACAGACCAAGAUAUAAUAAAAAGAAAGAGGGAGUAUUCUAGAAGCAUUUGGUCAUAUAAAGUAUGUUGCUAGGUCUUUUUUAUACUUUCUUCAAAUCUAAGAGCAGAUCUUUGGGUUCUAAAACACAUCUGAGGACGUUACAGAGAGUUUUGACAGUCUCUUCUUCUUUCCUCCAGGCUCAGUUCAGACAUGCAUUCUCCUCUAAGAAAUGCUGGUAAACACAUUGAAAAAAAACAAAUGUAAUGUUACUUGACACUGAAUUUUCACUCGCCAGGGCUAAAUCAUUUAAUUUGCUUAAUGCUAGUGGCCCGUAGAAUUUUUGGAACUUGAGUCAAGUUCAACUAGCAGAGUAGGUGAUAAGUGUUUGUAAAUUAAACACAUUGUGAAAAGUGACCGUUAAAUUCUGUCAUAAUGUUAAGCAUAUUUAUUAAAGUAAUCUAAAAAGUUGCUUUCUUCAUAAUAAAUUAUAAUAGUUUUUGCAGAGUUUUCAAUUUCAGAAGGACGUUAAAUUUAUAUUGACGGAAAAAAUGAUCAUAAUUCCGUUGGCAAAAAAUGGUGCAAAUUGAAAAAUGACAGGAAACAAACAUUGCAGAUGAAAAAAAAAUCUGACCAGUUUAGUCAAUUGCACCAGAAAUUCAGAGAACAUUUGUGUAAUUGACACUUUGAUAAAUCUUGUCCACAGUGCUUUAAAAUGUGAUUAGAAAUUGUUUUCUUUCAUGCAAACUUUGUGGGGAGGUGUACUUAGAGCUGCACACAAAGUACAGAGAAUAAACCUCAUAGAAUUUAGCUUAAUGAAGCAAUAUACAGAUCAUGCCUGUUGCUAAAGUUGUUUUGUUGUUAAGAGUUUCCUUUAAGAUUUCAACCCCUUAAGGACACAACCGAAAUCCAUUCCAUCAUGAUUCCCUUUUAUUUCUGAAACUGUGUCCUUAAGGGCUUAAGAAGAGCACAUUUGCUUCCAAAAAGAAAUUGUAAAUGUAAACAAUUCACUUUGCCAUUCACAUUUUCAGCAAAGGUAGAUUAUGUGGGCUCUUUGAAUUUUGGAUUACAAGUAGAUAGGAAUCCAUUGUAUAUAUUAAAAGCAUCUUAAAAUAUCUGCAUCAUUGGGAAGUGCAUGGCUUUCACCAUAUCUGCCUCCUCAUCAUUAACUACAAAGCCCUGGUGCACUGUUGUGCCUGCUUUGCUACCUCUCCAACUAACAUUUCUAGCAUAGCUCGAAGAGGUGCCAGAAUUUUAGCUGAGGUAUGCUGCUGAGCCAUGUCUUCUGUCAACAACCAUAUCACCUGAUGUAGAUAGUAAUAGAAAUAAGAAUUCUAUACGUACCAGGAGAUCUCUUGCUAAUAGGUGCAAAAUGGGAGAACUAGAAAGAUAUAAAUGGUUUCAAACGGAUGCUAUAAAAGUCUUGGAAAUGUAUUGCUAAACGCACAUACACUAGAUGGCAGCCUAAUACAGGAGGAUAGCAGUCCUAGGGGUUCACAAACUAAACAGCAAAAACGUUUAAAAUAAUACUGAACAAUACAGAUAGUCUGGGAAUAGCUUUGUAAAAGGAAAAAGAAACACAUGUAUCAAGGAGUCAGUUCAGUAGUCCAAAUUGGAUCUGUGAAGAAAUGUCCAGUAUAUACUUGUAGCAAGUAAAGUCUUAGAAGCAUAUGGUACAAGUUGUAACAUUGUUGCAUUCAGUCUACUAAACGGACAGCAGCAAAAAAGUAACAAGUUGUAGGUAUACUUUAACUAAUACUGGUAAAAAGUAGAAAUAGCUAGAACAGAUGAACACAGAUGUACUGGUAAAAAGUUGAAAUAGCUAGAACAGAUGAACACAGAUGUUCAUCUGUUCUAGCUAUUUCUACUUUUUACCAGUAUUGGUUAAAGUAUACCUACAACUUGUUACUUUUUUGCUGCUGUCCUGUAGACAGAAGCAUAUGGUAUAAGUUGUAACAUUGUUGCAUUCAAAGACUUUACUUGCUACAAGUAUAUAUUGGACAUUUCUUCACAGAUCCAAUAUGGACUACUGAACGGACUCCUUGAUACAUGUGUUUCUUUUUCCUUUUACAAAGCUAUUCGCAGACUAUCUGUAUUGUUCAGUAUUAUUUUAAACGUUUUUGCUGUUUAGUUUGUGAACCCCUAGGAUUGCUAUUCUCCUGUAUUAGGCUGCCAUCUAGUGUGUGUGCGUUUAGCAAUACAUUCCCAAGCCUUUUAUAGCAUCCAUUUGAAACCAUUUAUAUCUUUCUAGUUCUCCCAUUUUGCACCUAUUAGCAAGAGAUCUCCUGGUACGUAUAGAAUUCUUAUUUCUAUUACUAUCUGUUUUCUUUUUAGCUUUUAAGGGGGCUUUUUCUUUACCAGUAGAAGAACUCCUGCUAGUGCUUCACAUUACUUUAUUUUAUCUCUCUAUUUGUUCCGUUGUUUCCACUUUUUUAGGGUUGGUUUUCCUGCCCAAUAUAUUUUUUAUAUCACCUGAUGUGCCUGCACAGGGGAGCUUUGGCUGCCACUCGUGCCAUUAAAGACGAAAAGUGUGCCGCGCGCUAGGGCUACUCUAUAUGUCUGUGGUGAAGUCCACACUCUUUCCACCUGCCCUGGGUACUUCAUUCUUUAAAAGUGAUACACAUAAGCAGUACAGAGAUGCUACUAUUUAUGCUAAAUUUUGGUCAGGAAGGCAGGCAAUUGGAAGCUAGAAUCUGUAUUCAUUGUUUAGAUGGCAAAAAAGCUCCUCUAACAGUUGGCUUAUCCAUCUUGUCACCUUAUUUGAUAGCUGUUUUGACAUGCCCCUUACCUGUACAGCGCCAAAUUCUUAAAGGAUCAGUAGAUGUCUUUUUUGCUCCCCGGUCUCUGACUAGUUUGGGCUUCGUUCCUACCUUUGGCCUUUCUCUCCUCCUGCAACAGAACAACCCUGUGAUGUGUGUUCUCUCCAUGCCACGAAGCCUGCAUUUUGCCAAACACCCAUCUUCCUUAGUGUAAACAUGUUCCCACAUUUUUUACCUUCACUGUAGAUUUGCUUCUGCUCAAAGUGAAAUAGAGGAUCUUAUGCUGCUCUGCUCCUUCUCCAUUGAAGCACCACUUGAAAAUGUUUCCCACUGUUUGUUGUAGUAGUGUUUUGUUAAGGCUAUUUCGUGUAAACUGUCACCAGUGAUGUUUUGUUUAUGUGCAGUGUUAAUAUAAAGCUGGUUUUCAUGUUAGAUAAAAUGUUUUUAAAAAUUGCUUUUUGUUUUUUAUUUUAAAAUGUAUUUAAUUUUUUUUCUAACAGGAUUAUAUACACAGAGUAGGGCGUACAGCUCGAGCUGGAAGAUCUGGUAAAGCAAUAACAUUUGUGACUCAGUAAGUAGUUUUUCCGUAUGAGGUUAAAUGUAUGUAAAUUUAAUUUCCUGUGGUUUUGUCUCUAAAAAGCUUGGAAAAUCAAAUAUUGGUGUACUCUCUAAAUCUGUGUUUUUUAAUACCUUAUUAUGCGGGGAGGGGAGAGGGAAUGUAACAUUUAAAAACAGAAAAUGUAAAAUGCCCAUUUCAGAGAAGCAAUGUAUACCAUAUAUACUCAAGUAUAAGUCUAGUUUUUCAGCACAUUAUUUGUGCUGAAAAACCCCCACUCGACUUAAACUCGAGUCAGUGUCUGUAUUAUGGCAACUUACAUUGCCAUAAUACAGACCAGGACCGCCGGGCUCAUUACAAGCCCGGUGGUCCUGUUGGGGGCUGGCAGAUAGCUGUUACUUACCUUCCUGCAGCUCCUGUCAGCUCCCUUCUCCUCCACUGUAAGUCUCGUGGUGUGACUGCCGCGGGGAGCGUUGCCACGGUGAUCCGUGGCAACGCUCUGACCCCGCGAUUCUCGCGAGACUUGCAGUGGAGCUGACCAGACCAGAGGAGAAAGGAGCUGCAGGAAAGGUAAGUAACAGCUCUCUGCCAUCCCCCCUCCUACACAGCCCAUCCACUGGACCACCAGGGAUGAAAAUAAAAAUUAAAUAAUAAAAAAAAAAAAUUUACAAUAAAAAAAUUUAAAUAUUAAAAUUUAAAAAGUAAAUAAUAAAAUAAAAAAAUACAAAAAUUUUUUAAAUAUUAAAAUUAAAAAUAAUAAAAAUGCCCUCCCCCAUCGAGUUCACACACAAACACGCACUCAUACAAACACAACCUCUGCAUUGUAUAUACACACACUCAUACAAGCACACACUCUCUGCAUUCACACAAACACACACACUCUGCAUUAUAUAAUGCAGUGUGUAUGAGUGUGUGUGUGUGUGUGUGUGUGUGUGUGUAAUGCAGAGUGUGUGUGUGUAUAAUUGUAAAAAUCACAGAAUUUCAUAGCCCCAAGUUUUACCCUCGACUUAUCCACGAGGCAUAGCAUAUUUCACAAUUGUUGGUCACAAAACUGCACUCGACUUAUACAUGAGAUCGACUUAUACACGAGUAUAUACGGUAACCAAAAGACAAAACCAUUAUGGAAAAUGUUACACAACAAAUUGCCUCAUAAAUAAUUUGCUCGAAAAUACUUUCCUUUUACACAAUUUCUCUCAAACUACAUAAUGUUAUCAAAUUCCUCAUACCCUUACAUUCCAUGUCAUUGUAGUUAACCAGUAUAAUCAGAAGGACAAAUGGUACUGCAUUUCUAUUAGUACUGUAAGAGGUUUCAGGAGCCCAUAACUGCAUUGUUUGUUUUGGGUGUCACUUUUUUCAGGUUACACACGCUCUGGUGAUAAACUAGAGAAGUAAAAUGUAAUGAGCAAAGAAUAUAUUUAUGGGAACUAGGCAACAUAAGGAAUAAGUUACAUGUCUACAUUCUUUGCUAUCUCUAAUACAAAGUUGUUUCAGAUUCCUCCUACAAAUACAAAGAGAUGAGAUUCAAAAAAACCUGGCAAUACUCAAAUUGUUUUAUGUAUCAUAAAACACAAAAAAUAAUGGAGCAUUUAAAGCGUUAUUCCAAGCACCAAGACCACUUCAGUGAUCUAAAGUAGACGAUGCCAGGAGUCUAUGUGCAGAGUUUCUGUAUUUAACCCCUCUGCUGUUUGAGAUGUAACUCCAUCUGCAUCAUUGGGGUGUCACAAGCCAGCCCAGAACACAGUGACGAACUGGGUAACUUCUGGGGAAAUUUGAUUGCACAGAAUGUCAUUCAUUGGCUGAGAGACGUCAUCUGAUGCGCUCAGCCACUGUAUGGGGAUGGCAUCGACUUCUAUAGGAUUAAGGGAAACGCGUCCCGAAACCAGCAUAGCAGGGAGCCACGUAAGAGAGCACAGUGUUGCUAAAUGGUUUGCUCCAUUACCAUGGAACCAGGCAAGGGUACUCUUAACAUGCGGUGUGCUGUAGUGGUUAUGAAAGUUGAAGUGACCCUCUAAGACAACACUUUAACUUAACAACUUCAGCUUAAUGUAGUGUUGCUUAUAGUCCAUGUUAUCCCUGGCUUUAAUAUCAAACCUUCUCAGAAUGGUUUAAUAUAAAGUAGUGGUUUUCCCAGCACUGAGAGACCAUCCGCAUCUCUGCUACAUUGAUAAUGGGCAGAUCACUCUAACACUUUCUGAAUGUAAAUUUUGUCCAACCUGGACAAGAUUAGCUGAAACUACUAUGGGCAGCUCUCCUAUUAUCAACAAGACAAAGAUGAGGGAGUUAUCCCAUUGUUGGAAAGGGGUUCUUGCACAGUUUGAUAUUAUCCCGGGGGAAGGUACUACACUCUUGGUUAUGGCAUUUUAUUGAUGUCCCCAAAAGAGCAGAAUAUCAGUUUGACAUUUGAGUCCAUGACUCACUCAUCACUAUUUGUCCUCUAAGAAUCGAUUUUUAGGAUGAAUUCUUAAAGGACCACUCUAGGCACCCACACCACUUCAGCUUAAUGAAGUGGUCUGGGUGCCAGGUCCCUCUAGGAUUAACCCUUUUUGUUUAUAAACAGAGAAACUGCUAUGUUUAUAAAUGGGUUAAUCCAGCCUCUAAAGCCUCUAGUGGCUGUCUCAUUGACAGCCGCUAGAGGCGUUUGCGUGCUUCUCACUGUGAAAAUCACAGUGAGAACACGCAAGCGUCCAUAGGAAAGCAUUGAAAAUGAAAAUGCUUUCCUAUGAGACCGGUUGAAUGCGUGCACAGCUCCUGCUGCACAUGCGCAUUCAACCGAAGAGGAGGGUCGGAGGAGGAGGAGAGCUUCCCGCCCGGCGCUGGAAUAAAGGUAAGUUUAACCCCUUUCCUCGCCAUCCAGCGUUUCCUUGUAACACAACUGGUUUAAAUAUUCUAGAAUGUGUGAUCAUCUUGAUUGCAGUAUGUUAUUUGACUUGUAAAUGUUUUGUGUUUAGAUAUGAUGUAGAAUUGUUUCAAAGAAUCGAACACCUGAUUGGUAAAAAGCUCCCAGCCUUUCCAACACAAGAGGAGGAAGUGAUGGUUCUAAAUGAAAGAGUGUCAGAAGCCCAGAGAUUUGCUCGUAUUGUAAGUACUGCUUUGUUUUUGUUUAUGGUCACUUAUUGGCACUUUGUAAUUACUUGAAGGAGAAUUAGAUCAGCUUUUGUAAUACUAAGUUCAUAAAAGUUUUACAUCAUAUUGAUUUUCAUUUUCUAUUGCAUAAAUAAGAUAUGUAAAAUGGUGGUUAAAUUCGUAAUUAACUUAUUUAGGUUUAAUCUUUAGAAUUUAAAUAUUUUGAAAGUGCCAAUAAUAUAUUAAAAAAACAAUAACAAAACAUACAUUUCUGUAUGGUGGUGGAAGAAACUAACCAUGUCUAUAAUCACUUUGAUAAUGACCAGAUUUCACAAAGCGAUGGAUAAACUGAAUGCCCUCUCUUAGGGUUCCUUAACUGUUCACAGGGGCAUAUAAUGAAAGUAGAGGGUGAAUGGGAAUGUGUUUGGGAGUGGGGACCAAAACCUAAUGUGUAUUGUACAGGGCUUGCUAGACACAUACACUUAUUGUUUGUGUGAUCUUAAGGGUGCCUGAUACUUAAAAAUUAUAUUUUCUUAAUGUAAUGAGGUAAGACUUUUUUUCUUUAACAAAUGCUGAUUAUUUGUACUGCCUUUCUUGAUCUCUCCCCACGGUCCUACGUGUCACUGCUUACCUUUCUUCAGUCUUUGAUUGGAUGUCCUCCCGCUUUCUGAAACUCAAUCUCUCUAAAACUGAGCUUUUGAUCUUUCCCCCUCAUCAAGCUGAUCCUCCUCCUUUGCUUUCUCUGUAAGUUGAUGGUACUUGCAUCAGUCCAUCCUUGCAAUCUCUUUGUCUUGGUGUUCUCUUUGAUCCUGGCCUAACCUUUGCGCCUCAUAUCUAGUAUGUUGCUAAAACCUGCCGAUUCCACCAUAAAAACAUCGCCCGCAUCCGCCCCUUUCUCACGCAAGAUGCUGCCAAGAAGCUUGUUUUUUCUCUCCAGUUGGUCUCCCCAGAAGCCGUACUGCCCUGCUACAAUUAGUAUGAAAUGAAUGCUGUCGCCAGGCUAAUCUUUCUCACUUGUUGCUCCUCCCAUACCUCACCCCUCUGUCGAUCCUUACACUGGCUUCCUGUAUCCUAUAGGUGUCAAUUCAAAAUACUAACCCAUACCUAUAAAGCUCUAACCAAAUCUAGCCCCUCUUACAUUUCUUUACUGAUUCGUAGAUAUGCUCCUUUCUCGGUCUCUCCGUUCUGCCGGUGACCUUCUGCUGCUCGCACCCUUACUGCCAACUCGCACUUCCAGGACUUCUUGCAGGCGGCUCUCUUCUUUUGUAACAGCCUGCCUACCCCAUCAGACUCUCCCCUAGUCUUCAAUUGUUUAAAAAGUCCCUCAAAACACAUCUGAACAGAAAUGCUUAUGUACUCCCAGAAAAACUUAACUAUACCUAUCUAUAUCCGCCUCUUGCUCUCAUAAAGAGCCACACUCCACUGUCACCUCCAGUUCUGCUGCUUUUCCACCUUGUUUGGUGGCGAUCACCUUUGCUGCCCUGUUGUGUAUUUGUACCUGACCUCCUCUAAACUGUAAGCUCGUUUGAGCAGGGCUCUCAUCUACCUAUUGUUCCUGUGUCACUGUGUAAUUUUCAUUUAUUGUAAAACCCCCCCCCCCCUUUCAUAAUAUUGUAAAGUGCAGCAGAAUUAGUUAAAUAUCAAUAAGAAUAAUAGUGUGUGACAGAACCAUCUGUAUGCCUAUUCUAGGUGGAUUCACUGCUGGUUAACCUCUUGAUCCCAAUUAGAACGUUGUGGUUAACCGCAGACACUUCUCAAUUAAAACCGAAUACAGGGUGGUCGUUGUUCGCAUGUCGACCACGAGGCAGCAGCCAUUUUAGAUCGCAUGAAAGACCAGCGGUCUUUGGCAUUGAUUUCAUGGAAUUAAGCACGGACACUUUUUCUGCCGAACAACGCUGAAACAACGGGUCAGCCUGCUCUGUUGACGAAAGCAUGCGAACACCAGCCGUUCGAGAGUUUUGAAUUAUAUGCAGAGACUUAACCCAGAUAGCCUUCCCAUGGAUUCAAUCGCAUACCGAAAGACUGUAAGAACUUUGACUCCAUGGCGAUUGAACUAUGCGUAUGGGAUCUGAGCGCUAUUCGCUAAUAAUAUGCACUCAGAUCCAGGCUGUGAUACGAAUGCAAAAUGUUCGGUAGUAGUGGAAUUAUAUAUUUUUGUGUGUUUUCUGGCAUUUUACUUAAGAUGGCGCUUUGUCUUUGUCCUGGUGAUAAUUGAAUUACUUCUCAAUUAUCUCCAGGGCAGAGGGGAGGAAACCAUAUUGCAUUGUGGGAAAAGUUUGUGCCUGUAUGUCUAAAAUGUCCAUAUGUCCAUCUGUCAUUACAGUCUCCCAUUUGGUCCCCUAGGGGAGUGUCCACCAAGUGGGAGACCUGCAUAAAUACGGGCGGGUAGCCUACAGUAAAGCCAGAUCAUGUUUGACCUUCAAUGCGGAACGUAGUCUCGUUAUUGGGGGAUUUAUUACCGACGACUAGAGACUGAUUGCUGGAGCCGAAAGCCGUUUAGUGGAUAUACUUGUUCGGCGGCUAGCGGCGAUUCGUGGAUUUCUGUUCGGGAGUUUGGAGCCUUUUACGGAUCCCGUUCGGGAGAUUACCGCUUUCCCUGAUGGUGGUUUGUAUACAGCAGUCUAUACAAACGGAGAUAGUGAGAUUGCGAAAGGGGAAGCUUAACUAAACAGCGGUUUCCCUCACAGGCACCAGGGGUGUCUUAACAAAGUGAUAGUAAAAACGUUUACUAGUUUAGGUUCAACAAGUGGAAUUAUUGGUUCUUGAUAUUUCCUAAUGCACUUUCUUGAGACAGUACAAAUUUGAGUUAGUUGCUUGAUUUGAUAAAUUUGUUUAAUCCUAUUUUAGAAGGGGACCAUGUCACCCUUCUGAUUUUUCAUUAACGCUCCAAUUCUCAACUCUCAUUUACAGUCCUACAUCUGUAUAAGAGUAAUUUUGCAGUCAAUAUUUGUAAAGGCUGAGAUUGGAGUACUUAGUCAGGUACACCAAAUCACUUCUCCUUGAGAUCAAAUGCAAAUUAGAUUAUUAAUUUUACGGUUGGCAUUCUGUGCUUGCUGGUAUUGCCUCUUAAACUUCUCUUCGAAGGGAAGAAUCUUCUCCCCCCUCCCCCCCCUUUGUUUCCUCUAUUUACAUGUUUAUCCAAUUGUUGUUUCUGCCCCAUUUAAAAUCUGGAUUAAAAAAUAGCAUAUAUCUGAAUAUUUUAUGCAUAUAUGAAGGUGUACUUGAUGUGACCGCUAAAGCCUAAACUUCUUUGUUUAUUAAUGUAAGCAAUAUUCUAUCUAGGUUGACCUGUCUGCUUAUUAUACUUCCAUAAUCUGAUCAUAAAGAUUAUUGAAAAUAUAUCUUAACAUUUGACUUUGUUACAUCUACCAUUUUUCCCACUUUGACCACCACCCAAUUAAAACGUAACUACAUGGUCUUAAAUUUGUAUAAUCGCAACUAUAUCUAAAGGCCACUACUAAAUACUACUUCUUCUUGACCUCUCUGCUGCCUUUGACACCAUUGAUCAGCAUGAUCUUCAAACUCUUCAAUCACUCAGUCUCUGAUUCUGUCCUCUCGUGGUUUUCCUCUUAACGCUCAUUCAGUGUCUCUUUUUCUAAUAACACCUCCUACCCUCGUCCUGUCUCAGUUGGAGUCCCCCAAGGCUCUGUACUUGGUCCCCUUCUAUUUUCUCUUUAUACUGCCUUUCUUGGCAAACUUAUUACCUCUUUUGGAUUCCACUACCACCUGUACGCUGAUGACACCCAGAUAUAUCUCUCCUCCCUGGACCUUUCUCCUGCCGUCCUGCAACGUGUCACUGCUUGCCUUUCUUCCAUCUCUGAUUGGAUGUCCUCCCGCUUUCUGAAACUCAAUCUCUCUAAAACUGAGCUCCUUGUCUUUCCUCCUCCUAAUACUGAUCCUCCUCUUUCACUCUCCCUUCAGGUUUGUGGUACCCACAUCAGUCCAUCCUUGCAAGCGCGCUGUCUUGGCGUCAUACUUGAUUCUGGCCUCACCUUUGAGCCUCACAUCCAGUAUGUUGCCAAAUCCUGUAGAUUCCAUCUUAAAAACAUAUCCCGCAUCCGCCCCUUUCUUAUGCAAGAUGCUACCAAGGAGCUUGUCCAUGCUUUAGUGAUUUCUCGCAUGGAUUAUUGUAACCCUCUCCUGAUUGGUCUUCCCAAAAGCUGUACUGCACCGCUACAGUCCAUAAUGAACGCUGCUGCCAGACUGAUUUUCCUCUAUAGUUGGUUCUUUCACACCUCACCCCUCUGUCAGGCCUUACAUUGGCUUCCUGUAUGUUAUAGGAGUCAAUUCAAGGUACUAAUUCACACCUAUAAAGCACUGAAUAACUCUAGCCCCUCUUAUAUCUCUUCACAGAUCCUUAGGUAUGUCCCUUCUCGGUCUCUCCGCUCUGCCUGUGACCACCUCCUGUCCGUUGUUCGCACACGUACGGCUAACUCAAGCUUGCAGGACUUCUCGCAGGCAGCUCCCUUCCUAUGGAAUAGCCUGCCUACCGCCAUCAGACUCUCCCCUAGUCUUGCAUCCUUCAAGAAGUGCCUUAAAACCCACCUCUUUAGGAAAGCUUAUGGACUCCCAGACUAACCUCACAUAUACCUCUCUCUUGCUCUCUCCUAAAAGGCAGCCCACCUUAUUUGAUUGCAAAUUCCUGUCCUAUUGUUUUUUACACCCCACCUCCUAUAGAAUGUAAGCUUGUUUGAGCAGGGUCCUCUCCAACCUAUCGUUCCUGUAAGUUUUUGUAAUUGUCCUAUUUAUAGUUAAAUCCACCCCUCUCAUAAUAUUGUAACGCGCUACAGAAUCUGUGGGCGCUAUAUAAAUGGCAAUAAUAAUAUGGUGAAAAGCCUUCAUUGCAUUUGCUAUCUGUAUAAUUUUCUAAAUCUCUAAUUUCAGGAGCUAAGAGAACAUGGAGAAAGAAAAAAGCGUCCACGGGAAGAGAUGAUAAAAGACACAGAUGGCUAUUUAGGAAAGAGUGAAAAAGUGACUGGAGGAAAAUUUAAGCGGAAAGUCCACUGAUUAUUGCUGAUUAAUUCAUCAUUAUUGAUGAGUGACUGCUAGGACAGUGAUUUUUUUUUUUUCAUGUUAUUGGAAGAAGUUUGUAUACUGUACAGUUGUCCUUCAUGAUUCCAGUGGAAGAGAUCCACUGCUUAUUUCUUCUUGGUAAAACUUAAAGCAGGUUUAAUAUUUUUAAACUACCGGUAUAUUCUUACGUAUCAAUAUUUUGUAUGCAGAAUGUAAAAGAUGGAAAAAACAGUGCUUCAAUUGAAGCUUUGCUACCCAAUACGUUUUAAAUAUGAAUAAAAUUUGUUACCACUAUACACAAUUUGUCACUAAAAGUCACACAAGCGUAAAAUAACAAAAAAUGCAACAUUUCUGGAGCACAAAAGGUAGAACUCUCAAAAUUUUCAAAUAUACUUGAUUUUCUCCUGAUGACAUGUUAAACAUGGUAAGUAUCACUCAACAUAAAUCAAACCACAGAAUCAGUGAAGUAUAAAAAGAGUAAUAUUUCUUAAAGGAUGGUAGAACAUAAAUAUAUGUACAGUAUAUGUGUUUGUAUAUAUGAUAUAUAUACAGUGUGAGAUUGAGAUGUAAAUUCAACCAUCAGGGCUGCA
Pelobates cultripes (western spadefoot toad) is the source of this 32329-nucleotide messenger RNA. The record is from the annotation of a GenBank genome assembly. NCBI's taxonomy places the organism in Eukaryota, Metazoa, Chordata, Amphibia, Anura, Pelobatidae.